This is a messenger RNA of Fusarium venenatum, 1059 nucleotides long. The record is from RefSeq and is a predicted model, not a curated record. Lineage: Eukaryota; Fungi; Ascomycota; Sordariomycetes; Hypocreales; Nectriaceae.
AUGUCCUCUCCAAAGACACCACCAAGGCCUCGAACGCCUGAGAGGCGGGAGGAUCCAGCAGUCGGGCCUGAAGAUGGUCCAAUCGAACCAGUUAGCCACUACUUCAGCCCCAUGCAUAGGGACACCGAUUCUGACUCUUCAUAUUCAAAGUCAACUGGGGUCACUGACACCGAAUCGCUCAAAUCCUCUAUUAUGGAAUACAAAUGGGUUCAUGGUAGACGAUUUCAUGCAUAUGGUGACGGUACUUACUGGGGUGCCAACGACGACCGUCAGCAAGAAGCCGAAGAUUUGAUUCAUGAAUUGUUCCGAAUCGUCCUUGGCGGUAAGCUCUACCAAUCGCCUAUUGGCGAGAAUGUACAAAAUGUUUUGGAUGUUGGCUGUGGCACAGGCAUCUGGGCCAUUGAUAUGGCAGACCUUCACCCCUCUGCCGAGGUCGUCGGAGUCGAUCUCUCACCAAUCCAGCCUAACUUCGUUCCUUUUAACUGUAGAUUCGAAGUUGACGAUAUCACCAAAGAGUGGACAUACCCGGAGAAUAAAUUCGACUUUAUCCACAUCCGAUACAUGACAGGCACAGUUCCAAACUGGACUGAGCUCCUUCAAAAGGCCCAAAGAUAUCUGAAGCCUGGCGGCUGGAUCGAACAUGUCGAACUCUGGGGCAACGCAAUGGCGGACGACGGAACCAUGGCUGAAGACUCCCCACUAAAGACAUGGGUUCAAGUGUUCGAACAAAUCGGAGAAAAGAUUGGUAACCCGUUCUUCUGGGACCCGGUCGAGGCAUUCCAGGAAGCUGGUUUGCAAAACAUAAGCGAGCGAAAGGUCAAGGUGCCUAUUGGUACUUGGCCUAAGAACAAGGAUCUCAAGCAGUGGGGCGCCUGGAACCGACAGUUCUUGCUGCAAGGCCUGGAAGGGUUUUCUAUUCGCGGCUUGACAGAGCUCUUGGGGUGGGAAUAUGAAAAGGCACAAGUCUUUCUUGUGGAUAUGCGCAAGGAGAUAUUGAACUCUAGUCUCCAUUCAUAUGUCUUAGUAACAGCUGUUUGGGGUCAAAAGCCCCUUGAAUAG